AUUGGGUGCAUGUGAAUUCUGACGAAUCUGUGUGUCUUUCUUUUCUAGGAUUUGACUCAAUGAUCAAAUAUGGAAAGCCAUACUUUACCCACGGAACAUCCGAUUUACCACGAAAUACAAUCGUAUCAUUUGGAAAACCCAGGGCAAGGUGAUCAUGCGUUUCAGGUAUAUAUUGACUUGUCAGAAACGCGAGGUUGGUACGGAUUGAAAUUGCAUUAUUGCAACGAACUUAAUUGUGUUUUUCUUUCCGGAAAAUCUCCGAUAAUUAAAGGAAGACAGAUUGUUUUACCGGUCACAACAAAUGAAACAUUGAGUCAGAGGGAUAUGCAAAAGUACUUUGAACUUCUUGCAAAAGACGAAAGUGAUAUAAGGGAAAUAACUCUUGCUCUGUGCGAUGUGGACUCCACUUUGGUCUAUUAUAAAAUUUCAAAUCAUAUAGUUCGACCGGAAGAUCCGAUGGACACAGAAUUAAAGAAGAAGAAAAAGUAUGAACGAUUUAGAAAUGCUCAGUCGGAUUUGCCACACUAUGUGGAUCAAUACUAUCACGAGCAAAAAUAACAUACUGAACCCACGGAUUAGUGUAUUAAUAGGCUGUAGUCGAUCAUCGUUCUCGGCGAGUUACCUCCCAUAGACAAAUCUAAGCGAGUACAAAUUUUCGUGCCCACGUUAUUUCCUCCCCAGUCUUGUCACGCUUGUUUUACGUGUAAUCUACUCAAGCCGUACAAGUUUUUCUAUUCUUCGACUGAACUUUUUAAUUACUUUCUUAAUUAAGUUCUUAAAUCCUUAGUCAGUCGUUACCAAUGGAU
This is a messenger RNA of Lottia gigantea (owl limpet), 806 nucleotides long. RefSeq lists its product as hypothetical. The transcript has a single exon. Lineage: Eukaryota; Metazoa; Mollusca; Gastropoda; Lottiidae. The record is from RefSeq and is a predicted model, not a curated record. Gene Ontology annotation, biological process: tRNA splicing, via endonucleolytic cleavage and ligation. Gene Ontology annotation, molecular function: nucleic acid binding. Bases 70 to 558 code for a protein of 162 amino acids.